AUGCCUCCAAAGACCAUUAAAAGCGCCUUUAUCAACAUGCUGGAGGACCUAACUGACAUGCAGUUAAAGAAGUUCUGCUCCGCGAUCCUGGACCGCAGGGAAGAGCCGCGGGUCAGAAGGGUAUCUCUGGAAGGCAAAACUCAUCUAGAAAUCGCAGAUGUCCUGGUUUCAACUUAUACAGAGUCCGGAGCUAAAGACGUAGCGCUGGAGACUUUGGGGGAGAUUGGCUGCAAUGCGGAAAGAGAGAGCUUCGCCAAGGACACAGGACCACUGACAUCUGUUUCCAAGUAUGGCAACAUCAUGAUUGUGGAAACUACUGGUGCCUCAGAGCAAACAGCUCAGCAGGACAAGCUGAAAUACUCAGGUAUAAGGGCAUCAUACGCCAUGGCAGAGACUGAUCUGUUAGAAAUGAACAACUACAAAUCCAUCAUCCAAAAUGUGGCUCGUCAGAAAGGACUUGAUCCAGCUCUUAUUGCUGCCAUCAUCUCCAGAUCAUGUAGGGCUGGAAAGACACUGACAGCAGGCAGGGGGUGCUUUGACGAAGAGAGAAACACAUAUAAUACCUAUGGGCUGAUGCAGAUUGAUGUUAAUCCAAAGGGAGGUGGACACAUCGCAAGAGGCCGAUGGGACAGUGAGGAACACCUUUGCCAAGCCACCGACAUCCUGAUUCAUUUCAUAUUACGCAUAAAGCAUGCAUUUCCUGACUGGAGCAAGGAGCAGCAGCUGAAAGGAGGGAUAGCAUCCUACAAUGCAGGGAAUGGGAACAUCCACUCCUAUGAAGAGGUGGAUGCCAAAACCUCAUGUGGAGACUACUCCAAUGAUGUUGUUGCCAGAGCUCAGUGGUACACAAGCAACGGUGGCUUUUAAAACCUGAGGCUGUCCACAACCUCUUGAACAUCAUGUAUGAAACCAUGUCUGUAAUAAAGGCAAAUAAGGAAAAAGCAUAAACAUG
This is a messenger RNA of Sander lucioperca (pikeperch), 952 nucleotides long. RefSeq names its product lysozyme g-like. Gene Ontology annotation, molecular function: lysozyme activity. The coding region runs from base 1 to 867 and encodes 288 amino acids. The transcript has 6 exons. NCBI's taxonomy places the organism in Eukaryota, Metazoa, Chordata, Actinopteri, Perciformes, Percidae. The record is from RefSeq and is a predicted model, not a curated record. Gene Ontology annotation, biological process: peptidoglycan catabolic process.